CUGUCCCUCCUGGAGGUGUCCCUGAGCUGGGGGAGCAGAGCCCAGCCUGGGGGGCACCCCGAGGUGCUCACCCCAGCCGGGGAGGGGCUGCUCCUCUCCCCCAGGACCUCCCUCAGCCCCCCGGGACCCCCGUGGCAUCGUCCCCAGCAGGAGCUCCUCAUCCUCAUCCUCAUCCUCAUCUUCAUCCUCACCCAGCCUCAGUCCCACAGCAGCUGGGCCCUUUCCUGGGCUCCCCAGAAGGUUCCCCCCCCGGCAGCCCCUCAAGCUCAGCACACACAGGGCUGAGCUUGAACUGGGUUUUAAGGAGAAGCAGGGAAAAAAAGGGAAAAAAGCUUUGUUUGGGAUCAAACCUGGGCUUUGGGGCAGAACUCCCUUCUCUAAGCUCCGCUCAUCCUGCCAGUGGGGUGCACGCAGCCCCCUCCUUGAAUUUUGGGGUUCCUGUUCCCUGUGGGGUGCCGUGCCUCACAGGGAGCCCCCCAUUAUUGGGGACACCCCCUGGGGACACCCCAUAGAGGCCCCAAACCCCCUCUGUGCCCUUCCUAACAAAUUGGGCAUCUUAUCAGGUGCUCCUUUAUCUCCUCCGCCCCCAUCAGGGACCCUUCCUCACCUGUGCGGGGGGCACCACCCGGCUCCUCCCCCCCCCUCAGCCUUUGUCAACAUCCCCCUUUUUUCUGUCAAAGCUCCGUUCUUGCAAUUAGUGCCGUUAUUGUUAAUCACCUAGCGGGGUGUUUGGGGUCCCCACUGUACAGGGCUGGCUGGGCACCCCAAAUACCCGUGACCCCCUAUCCCCGCUCCCCCUCUUCCCACUUCCAGCAUCAUCCAGCGGGGACCCUUUAGGGGCUGUGGGGGUCUCGUAGGGGCUGUGGGGGCACCCCCUGCGCCCCCCCACCCCUUUGGUGUGGCGAUGCCCGCGGUACUGGGCUCAUACUGGGCUCAUACUGGGCUCGGGGCUGGGAGAACUGGGUCAGCUGGGUAACCAUGGAGAUGCUGAAGCAGCGCGGGCACAGCCCCGCCGCCACAAACCUUGCAGGAUUUCACCGGGCUGGCACCCUCCGUCCGCAGCGGAGCCGGGGAGGGGGGCACACAUACACAGCGGGGUGCCCCCACCUGCACCGGGCGCUGAUCCCAGCCGGCGGUGCCGGCGAGGCAGCGUCCGACCAUGUUCAACGGGGACGCCGGCUCCUCCGCCGCCAGGAAUGUCGUCCGCAGCUCCAGCAUCAGCGGCGAGAUGUACAGCCUGGAGAAGAGCGCGCGGGGCAGCGCCGACUCCGUCAGCAUCAUGGCCAGCAAGAAACGGCGCUCCAGCCUGGGUGCUAAGAUGGUGGCGAUCGUGGGGCUGGCGCAGUGGAGCAAGAGCACGCUGCAGCUCAACCAGAGCGAGGGAGGCCCCAAAAAGCUGCGCAGCAACAUCCGGCGGAGCACCGAGACCGGCAUCGCGGUGGAGAUGAGGACCAGGGUCACCCGGCAAGGCAGCCGCGAGUCCACUGACGGCAGCACCAACAGCAACAGCUCCGACGGCACGUUCAUCUUCCCCACCACGCGGCUGGGCGCCGAGAGCCAGUUCAGUGACUUCCUCGACGGGCUGGGGCCGGGGCAGCUGGUGGGGCGGCAGACGCUGGCCACCCCCCCGAUGGGCGACGUCCACGUGGGCAUGGCCGACCGCAGCGGGCAGCUGGAGGUGGAGGUGAUCCAGGCCAGGGGCCUCAUCCCGAAGCUGGGCUCCAAAUCCAUCCCUGCCACCUACGUGAAGGUUUACCUGCUGGAGAACGGCGUCUGCCUGGCCAAGAAGAAGACCAAGGCGGUGAAGAAGACCUGCGACCCGUCCUUCCAGCAGGCCCUGCUCUUCGAGGAGAGCCCCCAGGGCAAAGUCCUGCAGGUGAUCGUGUGGGGUGACUACGGGCGCAUGGACCACAAGUGCUUCAUGGGGAUGGCGCAGAUCGUCUUGGAGGAGCUCGACCUCUCCAGCGUGGUGACGGGCUGGUACAAACUCUUCCCCACCUCCUCGCUGGCCGACUCCAGCAUCGGGCCCCUGGCGCGCCGCCUCUCCCAGUCGUCCCUGGAGAGCUCCACCAGCCCCUCCUGCCCGUAGCGGCAGCUCGGAGCCAGAGGCCAGGCGGGGAAGGAGACGUCCUGACCUACCAAAACUGUCAGUGGAUGGCUGUAAAUAUCCCAUCCUCUUUUUUUUUGUUGUUUUUUUUUUCCUUUUUUUUUGGUUUCUUUAAUCUCCUUCCCGAAGCAAACCUGCUCUCGGCACACUCCUCCCCGAGUGAGCGCCCCAGCGCGCAGGGAGCAGGGGCCGUGGGCAUUGAGGUUGGGGGCAGCAAAGGCCCUCAGGGAGGGGAGCCGCAGCCCCCCAUAGCCCCCCGGGGAGGACGGGCACAACACCGUGUUCCUCUCGGCCACAGCAGCCCGGUCCCGCUCAUCCGGCACCACUGCAAGAAGUAGCAUGACGCCUCGACUUCUUCUCCUCCGAUUUCGUUUUCCUUGCCUCCGAGGAAAAGGGAGCUUUUCAAGGAAAGAAACUCAGAAAAAAAAAAAUCCAACUCAGCACUACUGUUUUUUUUUUUUCUUCAAGGAAUGUAGCAUCUUCGAUUAUGUAGCUUGCCACGUGCUAACAACACACUCACUGCAAUAUCUGAGACUCGGCGCUGACGGAUACAUCUGCCAGACACUGCCCGUUUGUUCGUUUUCUGACACAAACCCUGCGACGCUGAGCAAGCCGUUCUGGUGACCAUUUUUAUUUUUAUUUUAUUUUUUAAAUUUUGGUAGCGUUCAGCCUGUGACAGUGACAUUGCCAAAGGGACAGAGCACGGACAAGGGCGCGCGCCACCCCACCAAGCACGGGCUGGGCUUGUCCUCGUGUUUCACCGCUCGCCGCCAUCCCGCGUGGCCACGGCGAGCCCCAAAACAUCGACUCUGCGCUGCCCGAGGUGGGUGCGGGAGCCCCGAGGGAGCAGGGACAGGGUGAUGCUGGCUGAGCCGCUGCCUUCCAGCCCCUGCCUUCCUCCUCCGCCGCCCUCCUCCUCCUCCUCACACCUCCAGGGGGGUGCCGGGGGGUCCCGGCUCCCGGGCACGCUACAGGGGAACAUCUCAACGGCGUCUUCUGCUGAUCUGGAAUUAGGGGGACUGAGAGGUUACGAACAAAAGGACUCGAUGCUUUGAGUUCAUUUUCAGGAUGAGUGUUUUUUUUUUUUUUCUCUUUUUCUUUGUAUGUUUUGUUUGUUUGUUUUUAAAGCAGCAUUUUGGUUCCCCCGAGGGACCAGUUCUUGUAGCAAAACCGAGAAUUACGGAAGCUUUUUUUGAAGGUGCCUAAUGAAAUUUGCUGAAACUACUCAGGGGAGACACCACUAGAAACUCUGGUUUCUUCGUAAGAUACACUUCACACAAUGACUGUCCUGAAGGGUCAGGUUCCAAAAGAGAGGGAAAAGAGCAGCAAACCACAACACACCAAAACACGAGCAGUCUUGAGACUGGAAGAGGACAAAAGGUUAAUGGGGAAUUUCUACUGCCCAGAUGGCUCUGGCCUUCAGUCUUUAACACAAACCAACCCACAGCACAGUUGGGAUUUUUUUUUUUAAACGAUGAUUUGUUGGCAAAGCAGAGGAUUUCACAAUGCACAGAGCACAACAAGAACAACCUGCAGUUCUCCCGGCGAUGCUGGGAAGGACGAACCAGCUCGAACCCGUUGCCACGAAGGAACAAAACCAAACCCGAAGGAAAAGACUGUUGCAACGAAGCUGUCCCCUCACAAAACAGACCCGGGGGGGGCAGUGAAACCCCACUGCCCAGCAGCUGCUUCACCCCACACCCCGCUUCCAGCAUCGCUGUGUCAAGGAACUCCAGCUGCUGUUGUGUAUGUCAGAUCUUUUACCAAACCACAACUGCUGCACACCCCCGAGGGCAGGCUGGGGGUGGCAAAGGGAUGCCUCGAGACCCCAGGGCCCCCCCAGUCAAGCACUGAGCCCUCGCCUGGCACGGGGACGUGGCACAAGCUCGGUGCCCUGCUCGCUGGAGCAGGCAUAAACAAGGGGUUUAAAGGAGGCCUUCCUCCUUGGAAUUAACUUUUUGCUUUACCAGCUCGAUUUUAGCAGAAAAAAAGAAGGAGGAGCCUGCCUCUCAGCACUGGGACACUAACCACGAGCACAGGGAAUGGGGACAGCAGCACGGGCAAAGCUCUGCGGGGAUUUUCUGCUCGCUGGUUUGGAUACAUCCCUGGAUCUGUGGUUCUGCAGCGAGUUUUGGAGCCCUAUUUCUCCCCUCCAGGCAGCACAGUGCUGCUGUUGAGAUCCAGAAAAGCAGCUGAGGGAGCACAGAGCCAGCGGGUGCUGAGGUCCAGCAAAGGCUCCCCUGGUUCUGCGCCAGCCCCAAAAACCAAGCACGGCCGGCACUCGGAGAACCCAGCACCCAGACACAGCGCCUGAAAGGCACGGCCGGGUGCUCCAGGGAGCAUGGAAAACCCAAAUAUUUUGGCUUCCUUUUUAUCACUAAGGAAUUGAUAACGCCUUGGAGGAUAACGGCACAGCCAGGAUCAGAACAAACCGCUCCCCAAUUCUCCCUCGGGGGUGGAUUCCUGUCUGCUGCAAGGCGAGGGGCUCGUGGGGGCGAUUCCUCGAGGUGCAGCCACCGUGCCAGCCACUUCAAGCACUUGCCAUUAUCACCAGACACCGAAACCCAUCGAAACCUUAACUUCGCUCUCAGCACCGCGUGCCCGGUCCCCGCAGGGAGCUGGUGCUCACUUUUUGGGGAAGCCUCUGGGUCACGACCACCUCACGCUGGCACGGAGAAACGACAGAGGGGGAAGCAACCCAAGUGUUUACCCACGUUUACAUUGCAGCGUCAGCUCCUUCUCAUUUCUGACUGCAUGAGCCGUGCAUCUCCCCCUCAAACGAGAGCAGAACAGCCAAGUUACCCCACUGCUUUCUACACGAGGCACCAGGAAAACCACGAGGACUCAGGUUUUUUCUGGGGGAACGUUUCCUUGCAGAGGGCAUUUUUGGUGUGCUAUCCGAUUGGCAAGAGGUGGCUGCACUAACCGGGCAUCAUGCAUUAGAUUGUUCCAUCUCCUUCCUCCACCCAGAAAGGAAAUUCAGGCCGUUCUACUUUGCAGAUAUUUUCCCCUAGAAAAAAAAAAAAGUGAUUAAUGUCAAACCAAGCGAGCUUUGCAGGCUGUUUUACACCCAGCACUCGCAGCAGCACCCACCUGAGACACAGAUGAUCUUUCUAUAGCACAGCUGACGGGGCAGCUUACCCUGGUGUCGGAAUCAAGGCGCCCUAGUUCAGUAACAAGGGUGGAUUUUGCCAAAAUAGCCUUGAACCGAUGCUUAAACAACCCCUAAACUCCCAUCAAGUCAGUCGCAGCCACGCAGCAAAGCACAGAAAACACCACAGGAUUUCAUGCCUAAGCUGUCCCUGGAUUUUCUACCAGCCAGGGAUGGGCUUCAUUUGCCAAAAUUGAGCGACUGAACAUUUCCUAGGGCACCGGGCCAGGCUUUUGGGCACAGUCAGAAAUUAGCUCCUGUUUCAUCAGCUCCACAGCACGUUGAAAGGAUGCUUGGGCACGGAGCUGUCCCGAAACCCAGUGAGAUACAGAACCAGUGAGCUUACCCGCAGUAACCAACCCCAUCAGGUGGCUUCGGAAAAUGCCACAAAGCAACAGAGGUGGUGGGAAGCGUUCCCUCCACAGCCACCUUUCCCACCCCUUAAAACCUUUCCUGCAGAAGCAGUUGAAGCAUAGCACCGGGCUGCAAGCAGGAGGCCAGAAACUCCUGCAGGAGCGGGGCCAGGACUGCCCCUGCUGAUAGGGAAUUAUUCCUGCUCAGCUCCUUACGAGACUGCCCUCGGCAGCACCACGCUUCACUCCGAGUCUCGUAUUUGUGUGCGUGAGGUUAACGUGCUUAAAAACCUGUGCUUGUUUCAGUUGGCUUGGAAAUCCCUAGCAGCAGCGUGCGAUGUAAGGGGCUUUACUGCUCCAAGGCCCUUUAUAAAACAGCCCUGGUGAUGAUUUAAGGGGAAAAGAGCCCACCUAUUUUCUUCCCGUUGACUCGGACACUCCUUCCCAGAUUGAUGUGAAACGCUUGGACGAUGCACAUCUGUAAACUUCCUUCAGGGUGUGCGUUUGGUUACUGAUUUGGAAAAUAACUGCACUUUAAAGGUCAAGGAACAGCGCUCGGGCACCGUGCUUCUCGGUGGCUGAGUCCGAAGCCUGAAAGUGUUUUGCAUCAGGGCUGGAAACAGAUAUUAAGAGCUCGCUCUGCUUUCCUUUAGGUUUUCAUGCCUCUAGACAGAUUUCUAAAAUUACCUUCUGCAAAAGCAAGGUUCGCAUCCCAUGACGUGCCAAAGGCAUGACGGCCCCUUCCACUGUUCCUUUAGCGGAGCUGUUUCAACUGGAAGUCUUCCUCCUACACCGUGUUCACGAGCAUGGGGAGCACCCCCACGGGCUGCUGGUGAGAGGUGCGAGAGGUGUUCAGGAGCUAAAAAGGCUGCAGAAACGGCUGCCUAGGGAAAACAAACCAUCUGCAAGGAGCACGUUCUGGAACCGAGGGGUUACGCAGAACAGACGGAGCGAGCGGCUGUGAUAACGCCCCGCCUAGGCGGUCACCUUAGCUGAGCUCGUCCGUAUUUCCUGAGGAUUUAGGUUUUUAAAAAGGCAGAAAAUGUACAGUAAAGGGCCUAAGUGUUUGUCUCGCUGUCUGAAUAACCGCCACACUGUUAAACCCCCGAUCGUCUGCCCCGGGCACAGCCUGGCUGGAGCGCUGAUUAUCGGUAUACCUCAUUUGGUUCUUUUUUCCUGUUUUUUUUUUUUUUUUCUCCUCCUUUUCCCUCUUUAAGAACCAGAGCUUAGUGCACUCUAUCACAUUCAGGUUAUUUUUUUUUGUUGUUGUAAUUGUGCAAUGAAGAGCAAUUGUUUUGGGUGUGCUUUUACCACCUGCUCCCAUGCUGGCUCCGGCCCCUGCUUCGUUGAGCACUUGCACUACUGACGGCUGAGCUGGAGGGCAGCGAGGCCAGGAGCCGGGGCGCUUCUCUGGAGGGAGGGAUGGUGUGGCAGGGCAGCAGGCACCUCGUGGUCUCUCCUGUUAAAAAGCAGGUGGAUAAACAGCGCCCAAAGGCUACCCCUUAGCCUGACACAAGGGCAUUCCAGUCCUGCACCUCCCAAAAAAAGGGUCAGCAACGAGGUGAGCAGCUCAGAUGCAAGGAGCUGAGGACAGCGCCCUCAACUCCCUCUGGAGGCUUUUUCCUGGAGAAGAAGCCUCAGGAGCACACAAAAAAAAGGGUGAAGAAAGGCAUUGCAUGGCAAUUGCCAUCUGUAGAGCUGCUGAAUCCUGGUGCUGGCCAAAAAAAGGGAUGUUUGCCCUGACACAUGCAGUGAGAGCCACGAAGCUGUGCCUGCUGUCGGGUCUGGGGGCAGCAGCGCUCCCCUCCUCGAAGCAAGUGGCCAGGGCUCCUGGCAGCGGAUGCCUGGUGAACGUUAGCACUUUGAAGUUGGUGGCCUUGUUUUCUUAAAGGGCUUGAUCUUUUCGUGCAGUUAGAACUAAAUCUUCCCCAUCAUGUUGUCCUAUUCCCCACCUCAAAAUUUAAAUGAGCAAGCACCUGGGCCGUUUAGAAGUUUGUCCAGGACUCAAGAAUCUGUCAUUGAUCUCAGAAGUUUAUACCUCAAAUAUAAAAACAAGCGUAUACAUCCAGCUUAAUAACAAAUUAAAGUAGCAGCUCCAAGGUUGAACUGCAGUUUAUCCUUGAAUCUGAUCACUAGCAGCAACAGGAAAAAAAAAAACACAGAAAACCAAACCCACUUAAGCACACAAAAAGCACCAAGUUUUUAGAAGCACCUGAACUGAAACGUUCAUUCUAUGAGAAAAACUCAAUUUCUAUUUCCAAACUACAAGACGUGAAGGAUUUUGCCUGUACCUUAAGCCUCUUACACACAGCCUAUGCCUUUCUAACUUUGUUGGCCCCAUACAAAGUAGGACAGCAGAGCAGUUAGCAAGGUGCACCAACAAAUAAUUCACGCAGAAGGGUCCAAGAUCGUUAAAGGUACGAGGCAAUGAGAUGCACCCGAGACUUCUCAGCCAGCCACUGCUAACCAGAGCCUUUUCUCUCCAGGUAGCUUGCUUCAAAAGGCUAAGAGGAGCAUCCUGACCAGGGUGCAUCCAACCAUACACGCACACAAACCUACGCUACUUCCCAUUUUUCACUCCUAAAGUACCCAACAAACUGCAUUGGGAAGAAUUACCCAAACCAAGAGAGAUGGAUCAGACUGGAGAGCUGUCAGAACACCAUUAGCCACGGGUUAAUUGCUACUACGAGCUUAGCUUCCAACCUCAGACAGAGCAGGUAGCAGACAUCUCCCCCUCUGCGCGGCAGCCGCGGGUCUCUACCAGGACCUAAGAGGCCAAGGAGAGGUAGGUGCAGAACUCACAGUACUCACCCUGGGUAGCUUUUCACUUUUGGAAGUCAGGAUGUAAUUGCAUUAGUGAACAGAUCUGGCUGCCUUCACUAAUCCACUCAUUUUGUAGUAAACUUUGCUUUGAUGACAGAUUCAUAAGUUUAACAACUCCACCUUGAAAUAAAUGCCACCGAGGGGUGAACCAGGGGCUUCUCUACGCCCCAGUUCCGUAUUCCAGACAAGGGGAUGGGCUUGUGAUGGAUACUUGAGAAUGGUUAUAGAUUUAAAAAAAAAAGCAAAUGGCAAUUUUAUACUUGUGUUAUGUAAUGUUUUAUAUGUGCGUGGUCUUUCUUAAUGUAAAACUCUUGUAUUUUUGUGGUUUAUAUGCAGCAGGACUGAUGGCUGUGAGGGUGCACGCUAUUUUGUAAAAUAUUCUUAGCCAGUUUUCCCAAGGAGGAACAAACUGAAGUAUUCACAUUUUCAUUGGCUUGUACCUGCAUGUACAGUACUGGGGCAGCAAGUGAAGAUGAUUAAAGCCAGCUUGAAAACAA
Molecule: messenger RNA, 8931 nt
Organism: Anas platyrhynchos (mallard)
Lineage: Eukaryota; Metazoa; Chordata; Aves; Anseriformes; Anatidae
Gene: RIMS3
Product: regulating synaptic membrane exocytosis 3
Biological process (GO): regulation of synaptic plasticity; calcium ion-regulated exocytosis of neurotransmitter; positive regulation of synaptic transmission
Cellular component (GO): cytoskeleton of presynaptic active zone; presynaptic membrane
Molecular function (GO): transmembrane transporter binding; small GTPase binding
Source: RefSeq, a predicted model, not a curated record